Molecule: messenger RNA, 1174 nt
Organism: Ruditapes philippinarum (Manila clam)
Lineage: Eukaryota; Metazoa; Mollusca; Bivalvia; Venerida; Veneridae
Exons: 5
Coding region: 44-1156 (370 amino acids)
Biological process (GO): rRNA processing
Source: RefSeq, a predicted model, not a curated record
UAAAUUUUGUCCAUUUUACGAAAAUAAAUCAAAUGCAAUAAACAUGGCUGCCGCCUUGAUUCGCAAGAAGAGUUUUUUGUGUAGUUUAAUGCUACAUAGUACUGUCAGAACAAUUUAUGGCACUACGGAAUUACAAUUUGAUUUAAAGAAAUCAAAAACGAUGAAGAAAAUAUUGAAAAAGGCUGAAAGAAAGAAAGAUAUAAAAUGGUUUGCACCCAUUUAUGGACAGAAACCAGAUGUUGAUUUCCCUCGGUCAGGAAAACCUGCAAAAUCCAAGGAAAGAUUCUCCGAAGGGAAACAAAGACGAGCAAAUCAUAUUGGUGAUGUCAUGUACGAUACCGUCUGUGCCAUAAUAGGAAGUGGACAACUUGGUGUCAAAGCCAAUAUUUUACAAGUGCAAGUAAUACCGGAUAUGUCAUACAUGAAUAUAUUUUGGGAAGCAAGUGGGGACAAAGAGAAAGAUGAUCAGAUAGAGUUAGAAUUAAAUGAGAAAGCAAGUUUGUUAAGACAAAUUCUGAUGGAGACUAAUCAGGUAGGAAGCGUUCCAAAACCGAUAUUUGUUAAAGACAUGUCAAUAUCCAAACAGAAGCAUAUUGAAAAUUUACUGUAUCAAAUCAGACUUGACAUGGAAAAAGAGACACCCGCAGAAGAAGAUUCUGAAACAAAUUCGGAUGUGGAAACUUUAUAUGAAUGUGAUGCAGAAAGCGAUUCAGACGUUAAAGUUGUUAGUGCUAUGAAUAUGGACAGUGGACUAGAUUCCAACGAUGGAUCACUUUGUGAAAAAAUCGAAACAGAAUUUAGACAAGAUUUGUACGAUGUUCCACAUGAUGUUCUUAUAAAUAAAGUUGUUACAGCAAAACUUUCUGCCUAUCAAAGACCUACAAUUGAAUCCACUACAAAUAUUGACAAUGAUCGAUUCAUGGAUUUUGAUAAAAAAUUGAAAAAAGUGCUCGCACCAAAAGAAAAGAUAAGUAGAAAAAAGAUGUUACGACAGUUGGAGCAAGAAGAGUUGCGCAAUUAUGAAAAGGAAAUUUAUCAGUCAGAUGAGUUUGAUGAAGAGUAUGAAUAUGAUGACGAUGAUGAUGUUAACGAAGAGAAGUCCGGUGUAGAUAUUUGGAUGAAAGGAUACCAGAAAGAUUUUCCCGAUUCAACCUAACUUGUCUAUUAAUUGCAU